This is a messenger RNA of Vicia villosa (hairy vetch), 698 nucleotides long. Its product is annotated as nudix hydrolase 18, mitochondrial-like. The coding region runs from base 57 to 554 and encodes 165 amino acids. The transcript is spliced from 4 exons. Gene Ontology annotation, cellular component: cytoplasm; nucleus. The record is from RefSeq and is a predicted model, not a curated record. Gene Ontology annotation, molecular function: pyrophosphatase activity. NCBI's taxonomy places the organism in Eukaryota, Viridiplantae, Streptophyta, Magnoliopsida, Fabales, Fabaceae.
UUCCUAAUCAUAUUCUAAAUAUAUAUAUAUUUCUAUAUUCUUAACUCUUUUGAAAGAUGAUUUGUUUGGUAUCUCGAACCGGAAGAGAGUUGCAGAGAUAUAACAACAUGGGUGGCAGACAAGUUGUAGGAUGCAUACCUUAUAGAUAUAAACAAGACAUAGAUGGUAAUAGAAGCAACGAAUUGGAAGUACUAAUGGUUAGUUCACAGAAAACUCAAAGACUAAUGUUUCCAAAGGGAGGAUGGGAACUUGAUGAAUCUCUACAAGAAGCUGCUUCUAGGGAAUCCCUUGAAGAAGCAGGAGUCAUAGGAUUAGUUGAGUGUGAAUUGGGACAGUGGAAUUUCAUUAGCAAAAGAUAUGGAAUAUACUAUGAAGGCUAUAUGUUCCCUUUGUUUGUCAAGGAGCAACUUGAUCAAUGGCCUGAGAAAAAUCUUAGGACAAGAGUAUGGAUGAGUGUUGGUGAAGCUAGAGAAGUUUGUCAACAUUGGUGGAUGAAGGAAGCAUUAGAUAUAUUGCUUCAAAGGCUCAUUUCUUCAAAGCAACAAAAGCAUUAGACAUAAGUGAAUUUCUUUCUGUUGGAGUAAUUUGAGAUUAAUGGCAUAAGGCAAAAGGAAGAAUUGAAUUUCUUGUACAUUAAUUUAGUGCUUUUAAUAAAUAAAGAAUGAACAAAGAUGGAGAAUAUCCGUAUUGUUGUCAAA